GCUCUUAAUGAGGGGGAAGAAGAAGAGGCGUUAUCCAUAUGCCAAUCAGAAAACGGACAGCAUGAAUCUCUGAAUUUCAAAUCCAGUAUCAAUUGUGACAGGCUACUUCGUAUAUUGAGAGAAGAAAAUUCCUCAGCAAAUUCUGAGUUGUGGGCUGAAAGGGAUUUGAGAAAAACUACUGUAUCACAGGAAAUACCUUUGACUCCAACAAUUGCGUCUUCAUCAUUGGAACAUUCAGCCCUCAAUGCUUCCAGUUUAGUCAAGAGAAUCCAUUCAAGACAUCAGAAUCAAGAUGAAGAAGAGACUGUAGACUCUGCUUCUACUGUGAGACAAGUGCUGAACCCAAACUCAAGAAGAGAAAAGCAAAUUCCAACAAAAAUGAAAAGGAAACAAACUGCACAGGACUCUACAAGGCAGAGGGGAGAUGAUUCUCCUGCAUUUUCAAUCCCCAUGGACCUUCAGAGGGACAGUAAAUCCAGCCUAGAUGUUCUCAGCUGCAUGAUACACGAAGUGGAGCAUGAAUUAGAAGAAUAUGAGCGAUGUACAGGCCGUGAGGUUAAAAAACUGCAGAAAAGUGAAGGCCUCACCGGAUUUACCUUGUCACUGGUGAAUGCUCUCUGUCGUUUGAUGCGCUACCUCAAAGAGGUGAGAAGACUCAGUUCCUUCCGUAGAAUGAAUGUAAAGGAUAUAAAAUUACUGUAGAAUUAUCAACUUUGGUCUUCCCUGGCUCCUAGUUACUUUACUUUGAAGUCUAGUUAUUAUUACUUAUUGGAAUUGUAUGCAAUUAGCAGGUAAAGCUCAGCUUGUUGGAAACAGGGAGCCCUAAUGAAAAGAAAGGAGAUGACUACAAUGAAAGUUUCCUGGUGACUCUUCACAAAAAAAUAUUAAUGAAAAUAUUUUUAAAUUUACUUUUUUAUGUACGUUCAGAAUUGUAGCAGGAUAAUAACUACAGCUUUGUAGGCAAAUUUAUUUUCUUCUUUCCCUCUCAAAAUGAUAAGAUAGAGGCUACAAAAGUGUACCCAAAUCCUAUUUUUUUUCAUUGAGGGAUUCCUUGGGUUUCUUCUUCCACUUAUACCAGCAACUUCAUCUUAAGCAAGAAAAAUGUGUAGUGCUGACAACAGCAAUGCAGAGCUGCAGAUGAAUGCAAAUCCCACGAAGACAA
This is a messenger RNA of Phasianus colchicus (ring-necked pheasant), 1162 nucleotides long. The record is from RefSeq and is a predicted model, not a curated record. Lineage: Eukaryota; Metazoa; Chordata; Aves; Galliformes; Phasianidae.